AUGUUAAAAUACCCACUUUCAUUGAUUUCUUUUUUCUUCAUACAAUUAAAUACAUGUAAAGAAUGUAAUGUAGAAGAUUUUUUAGAAUCACAAAAAAUUUUUCAAAAACAAUUAAAUUUAAGUGAAUUAGCUAAUUGGAAUAAUCCUACAAUUUUAUCACAUGAAUUAAAUAAAAUUUAUAUAAAUGGUUACAAUGGAAGUAAUGGUUUAGUUGAAACAUGUAAUGCUUAUGCUAAAAUGGGAUCAUAUUUAAAUAAAAAAGAUAUUUCAUUAUCAGAUUGUAUUUCAACAUUAUUUAUUUUAAAAAAUGUUAAAGAACCAUCAAAUGCACUUCUUUAUGUAUCAAUUAUAAAUACAAUGGAAUACCAAUGUAGUGCCGGAUUUUAUAACGGUAUUGCUCAAUGGAAAUGUUUAAAAAGAAUUUUUAAAUAUAAAUAUGAUGAUUUAAUGAAAUGUGUAACUACAAUGCUUAAUGAUUAUAUGGUAGAUUCAAUAAAUAUUUGUGAAUUAGUUAAAACUUCUAUAGAUUGUCAGACAAAAAUAUUUCGCGAUAUUUGUGGAAAUAAUCAAGCUACAUAUUAUGGUUGUGAAUCUUUCCAUCAAUUUACUGAUCAUUUGUGGCCUAUGUGUGAAAAUACGUGCAAUAUUUUUGAUUAUUAA
Strongyloides ratti is the source of this 660-nucleotide messenger RNA. RefSeq lists its product as hypothetical. NCBI's taxonomy places the organism in Eukaryota, Metazoa, Nematoda, Chromadorea, Rhabditida, Strongyloididae. The transcript has 2 exons. The record is from RefSeq and is a predicted model, not a curated record. Bases 1 to 660 code for a protein of 219 amino acids.